CGAGCGGGCUAGCGGGCCGCGGCGAGUGAGGAGGCGGCGCAGCUCAGGAGAAAGAAGAGGCAGCGGGGGUGCGGCCGCCAAGGGGAGCUCCUCCCCCGUCCCUUCACCGCCUCAUCUCGGCUAGCUCCUCGAGCACCGGGCGGGGCGGGGGUACGUGGAGCGGGGCCAGGCUGGGGCGCUGCUCCGAGUGCGGCCGGAGCGCACCCCAGCUCCGAGCGCGCCGCUCUCUGGAACUUUGUGGCGGCGCCGCAGGUGUGGGGGCCCGCGGAGGUGUGCAUGUGGGGCGCGAGGGCGUCGUGGAGAGCGGCCGCUGCCCUGUUUGGCCCCCGCUGGAGUAGCCCGGAGGAAGCGAGCGCGGAGAAAGGUGUGUGCCUUCUUCCUGCUUCUAGAGAAAAAUGCCGGUCCGGAAGCAAGAUACACAGAGAGCAUUACUCCUUUUGGAAGAAUAUCGUUCAAAACUAAGCCAAACUGAAGACAGACAGCUCAGAAGUUCCAUAGAACGGGUUAUUAACAUAUUUCAGAGCAACCUCUUUCAGGCUUUAAUAGAUAUUCAAGAAUUUUAUGAAGUGACCUUACUGGAUAAUCCAAAAUGUAUAGAUCGUUCAAAGCAAUCUGAACCAAUUCAGACAAUUCAGUCUGUGAAUACUUGGGAAAUUUCCAGCCUUCCAAGCACUACUGUGACUUCACAAACACUGCCAAGCAGCCUUAGCCCUAGUGUAGAGAAAUAUCGGUAUCAGGAUGAAGAUACACCUCCUCAAGAACACAUUUCCCCACAAAUCACUAAUGAGAUGAUAGGUCCAGAAUUGGUUCAUGUCUCAGAGAAGAACCUGUCAGAGAUUGAGAAUGUCCAUGGAUUUGUUUCUCAUUCUCAUAUUUCACCAAUAAAGCCAACAGAAGCUGUUCCUCCCUCUUCUCCCACUGUCCCUGUGAUCCCUGUCCUGCCAGUCCCUGCUGAGAAUACUGUCAUCUUACCCACCAUACCACAGGCAAAUCCUCCUCCAGUACUGGUCAACACAGAUAGCUUGGAGACACCAACUUAUGUUAAUGGCACUGAUGCAGAUUAUGAAUAUGAAGAAAUCACACUUGAAAGGGGAAAUUCAGGCCUUGGUUUCAGUAUUGCAGGAGGUACAGACAACCCACACAUUGGAGAUGACUCAAGUAUUUUCAUUACCAAAAUUAUCACAGGGGGAGCAGCUGCCCAAGAUGGAAGAUUGCGGGUCAAUGACUGUAUAUUGCGAGUAAAUGAAGUAGAUGUUCAUGAUGUAACACAUAGCAAAGCAGUUGAAGCAUUGAAAGAAGCAGGGUCUAUUGUACGCUUAUAUGUAAAAAGGCGGAAACCAGUAUCAGAGAAAAUAAUGGAAAUAAAGCUCAUUAAAGGUCCUAAAGCAGGUCUUGGGUUCAGCAUUGCUGGAGGUGUUGGAAAUCAGCAUAUUCCUGGGGAUAAUAGCAUCUAUGUAACCAAAAUAAUUGAAGGCGGUGCAGCACAUAAGGAUGGCAAACUUCAGAUUGGAGAUAAACUUCUAGCAGUGAAUAGUGUAUGUUUAGAAGAAGUUACUCAUGAAGAAGCAGUAACUGCCUUAAAGAACACAUCUGAUUUUGUUUAUUUGAAAGUGGCAAAACCCACAAGUAUGUAUAUGAAUGAUGGCUAUGCACCACCUGAUAUCACCAACUCUUCUCAGCCUGUUGAUAAUCAUGUUAGCUCAUCUUCCUACUUGGGCCAGACACCAGCAUCACCAGCUAGAUACUCACCAGUUUCUAAAGCAAUGCUCGGAGAUGAUGAACUUACAAGGGAACCUAGAAAAGUCGUUCUUCAUCGUGGUUCAACAGGCCUUGGUUUCAACAUUGUAGGAGGAGAAGAUGGAGAAGGAAUAUUUAUUUCCUUUAUCUUGGCUGGAGGACCUGCUGAUCUGAGUGGAGAACUCAGAAAAGGAGAUCGUAUUAUAUCGGUAAACAGUGUUGACCUAAGAGCUGCCAGUCAUGAACAGGCAGCAGCUGCAUUGAAAAAUGCUGGCCAGGCUGUCACAAUUGUUGCACAAUAUCGACCUGAAGAAUACAGUCGUUUUGAAGCUAAAAUACAUGACUUACGGGAGCAGAUGAUGAAUAGUAGUAUUAGUUCGGGGUCAGGUUCUCUUCGAACUAGCCAGAAGCGAUCCCUCUAUGUCAGAGCCCUUUUUGAUUAUGACAAGACUAAAGAUAGUGGCCUUCCCAGUCAGGGAUUGAACUUCAAAUUUGGAGAUAUCCUCCAUGUUAUCAAUGCUUCUGAUGACGAAUGGUGGCAAGCCAGGCAGGUUACACCAGAUGGUGAGAGUGAUGAAGUUGGAGUGAUUCCCAGUAAACGCAGAGUUGAGAAGAAAGAACGAGCCCGGUUAAAAACAGUGAAAUUCAAUUCUAAAACAAGAGACAAAGGGCAGUCAUUCAAUGACAAGCGUAAAAAGAACCUCUUUUCCCGAAAAUUCCCCUUCUACAAGAACAAGGACCAGAGUGAGCAGGAAACAAGUGAUGCUGACCAACAUGUAACUUCUAAUGCCAGCGAUAGUGAAAGUAGUUACCUAAUCUUGAUUACAGAUGAGUAUGGCUGCUCAAAAGGUGGUCAAGAAGAAUAUGUCUUAUCUUAUGAACCAGUGAAUCAACAAGAAGUUAAUUAUACUCGACCAGUGAUCAUAUUGGGACCUAUGAAAGACAGGAUAAAUGAUGACUUGAUCUCAGAAUUUCCUGACAAAUUUGGAUCCUGUGUUCCUCAUACAACUAGACCAAAACGAGAUUAUGAGGUAGAUGGAAGAGAUUAUCAUUUUGUGACUUCAAGAGAGCAAAUGGAAAAAGAUAUCCAGGAACAUAAAUUCAUUGAAGCUGGCCAGUAUAACAAUCAUCUGUAUGGAACAAGUGUUCAGUCUGUGCGAGAAGUAGCUGAAAAGGGCAAACACUGUAUCCUUGAUGUGUCCGGAAAUGCCAUAAAGAGAUUACAGAUUGCACAACUUUAUCCAAUCUCCAUUUUUAUUAAACCCAAAUCCAUGGAAAAUAUUAUGGAAAUGAAUAAGCGUCUAACAGAAGAACAAGCCAGAAAAACGUUUGAGAGGGCCAUGAAACUGGAACAAGAGUUUACUGAACAUUUCACAGCUAUCGUACAGGGAGAUACGCUGGAAGACAUUUACAACCAAGUGAAGCAGAUCAUAGAAGAACAAUCUGGUCCUUACAUCUGGGUUCCAGCAAAAGAAAAGUUAUGAAAAUUGAUGUUUCUCUGUUGUUCUUUUCCACAAUCUCCUUUUGACACUUGUUUGCUCUUUUCUUUGGAGUCUGUCUUCAAUACGCCUUUUAUGUUGAAUCAUAUCCCAUGCAUCAUGGUCUAUAGUUGCACUUAUUUUUGACAUCUGGUGUCUCCUUCAAGUUUCAUCAUCUGUAUUAUUUUAUGUCACUAUUGAUUUGUGGCCAUUUUUCUGAACUAAAAAUGAAUGGCCUGACCAGCUAUUAAGGGUUUGGGGAGACGCAGAAUUUGUGGUAAAAUUCCUUAAUGUUUAAGGGAAAGUAACUUUAAGAGAUUUUCAGAAAAGCUUUAUAUGCAUUUUUUUCAAAUUUCAAUACAUAUGAAAAAGUGGUUUUAAUCAGUGAUUUAGUAGACUUUGAGCAAAUAUGCACGUUUAACUUUAAUAGCAUGGUUUGGCCAAUAUAUUAGCUCUCAAGUCCUUUUCUCAAUUGACUUCUGUUAUCAAAGCAAUUAUUUCAUGAUAGACAAAUAAGGAAAUGUGUUUUUUUUACUUCAAAAUUAAUGUCUGAGUUAACUUUCAUAGUUUCACAAGGGUUAUUCAUUUUUCAUAAGAGGUCUUAAAGUCUUUUAUUGUUUGUUUGCAGGGGGGGUUCCCAAUACAUUUGCUAGGAAUAACAAUGUUCAAAUGUUUUUAAUCUACUUGGUGACACUGUUUAUAGUGUCUUACAAAAGUUUCAUACAUGAUGAUCAUCACAUUAUCUGAAUUGAGGCCAUGUUUAGGUGCUAAGGGAGCUCACCUUUUACUCAAAAGGUUGAGAAAAUUCCAUAGACACGAAUACAGACAAAAACAGAUGUUAGAGUGGUAAUAUAGUAAUCAUUAUGGCAAUGGAAAAGGAGUCCAAUUCAUAGCCUAAAACUUUAAAUGUAUUCUUAGGGGUCAGAUUUUAAUGAAUAUUUUACCCACAAUAACUGCCUAUUUUGUUAUAAUAAAAAAAAAAAAAUAUAUAUAUAUAUAUAAACUUUCUUUAAACUCUGUAACUAUGGGAAUUAUUUUCUUUACAUAGUUGCACACACAAACAUAUAUAUAUUUAAAAUAUAUUUUUUUUCUUUUGCCACCUACUCCUAACUUUUUGUUUGGUUUUUAAAUUAAAUAUUAACUGAAUAGACUUAUCUUCCUUAAUCAUGUGAACUGAAAAUGGGGAUAUGGUGGUUGUGAGGAGAAACAUUUAGAGAAAUUAGAUUAUAAAUAAAAGUAUAAGCAUAUUCUCCUCUUUUCUACAUAAGUUUUCAAAUGGUUCUGGGGAUUUUUGUCAUUGCUGUUCUUGUCAUCAGGUUUGAGUUUGGUCUUCUACCUUUCCAUCUAGUUCUCCUUUAUUAAUAGGAAAACAGGCAAAAGCCCCUUGUAUGUUUGUAUUUUUCCCUCAGACACCUCUCAUCCACUGCUCUGCCCUCGGGUUGUCCAAAUCUUCCUGUUGAGCAAUUUUAAGAAAGUUUAGGGAAAGGUAGAAAUUACUUCCCAAAUCAGUUUCUCUGGUUCUUUAUAUUAAUAAUACUAUUUGGCUUCCCAUUGGUCUUUGGAGUUAUUAAAUUUUUGUUUUUGACAACCUCCUCGUAAUAGUUUCUUAAAAAAAAUGAGUACUGGUUUGUAAAGAAUUAUCAACAUUAUCCAUUCCAUUUAUGAAGAAGAGGAGAACAGCUAAUAAACUUUAUUGUAAAAU
Messenger RNA from Nycticebus coucang (slow loris), 4917 nucleotides. It is a transcript of the gene DLG1, whose product is annotated as discs large MAGUK scaffold protein 1. Gene Ontology annotation, molecular function: kinase binding. Gene Ontology annotation, biological process: chemical synaptic transmission; neurotransmitter receptor localization to postsynaptic specialization membrane. Lineage: Eukaryota; Metazoa; Chordata; Mammalia; Primates; Lorisidae. Gene Ontology annotation, cellular component: postsynaptic density membrane; neuromuscular junction; neuron projection. The record is from RefSeq and is a predicted model, not a curated record. The transcript is spliced from 27 exons. The coding region runs from base 396 to 3221 and encodes 941 amino acids.